This is a messenger RNA of Hemicordylus capensis (graceful crag lizard), 4745 nucleotides long. Its product is annotated as sodium-dependent serotonin transporter-like. Gene Ontology annotation, cellular component: neuron projection; plasma membrane. The transcript has 14 exons. The record is from RefSeq and is a predicted model, not a curated record. The coding region runs from base 409 to 2385 and encodes 658 amino acids. Gene Ontology annotation, biological process: sodium ion transmembrane transport; serotonin uptake. NCBI's taxonomy places the organism in Eukaryota, Metazoa, Chordata, Lepidosauria, Squamata, Cordylidae. Gene Ontology annotation, molecular function: serotonin binding; serotonin:sodium:chloride symporter activity.
UUGGGAGGGCAGAAAGUUUGACUUGACUUUUAAAAAAGGAGAGAGAGAGAGAAGAAAGCAGCAGAGAAAAGAAAGUGACGUAAAAGGGGCUUCACGAGCUCUUUGGCGGCAGAUUAUCUGGGCAUCAGACCAUGUGAGGCGGGUGUACAAAAAGCCUGUCCCGGAUGCCCGGUGGCCCAAAGGCUCCCAAAGCCCCUGGAAGGCGGCCGCGGCGCGCGUGGGCGGACUCCUCACGGCCAGCGGGACCGGCGGAACGCUCAGCUGCUCUUUCCCCAAGAGCCCAGUGGGCGCAGAGUCCGGAGCCAAGCAGCUGAAGGCGGGUGAUUCGCAACCAGGUCUGCGGGCAGCAAGUGGUCUGGGCAGAGGUCUCUUGCCAAUGGACAGGAGCACGGUCUUCUAAGCUGCGGCAUGGAGAAGGCGGCCCCUGACAAUGAGACCCAGCUCCUCGCCUCCCAGAAGGAGCCCGGCGGCUGCAAGGAAGGGGACGACUGCGCAGAGAACAGACUUCUGGUUCAGAAUGAGGCCAACCCAGCCGUCCCCAGCCAAGGCGACAAGGGGGCCGCGAACCAGAUCUCCAAUGGGUUUUCGGGCGCUCAGAGCCCAAGUGCCGGCAAAGAGGGCGGCGAAAAUGUUCCCUCGGCCACCCUGGCUGCUGCCGCCACCACCACCACUACGUCCACCACAUGUGGGGUGGAAGUCCGGCAGCAGCUGAUGGAGGUGGGCGAGAGGGAGACCUGGAGUAAGAAAGUGGACUUCCUCCUCUCUGUGAUUGGCUAUGCAGUAGACCUGGGCAAUGUAUGGCGCUUCCCUUAUAUCUGUUACCAAAACGGAGGAGGGGCGUUCCUCAUCCCGUACACCAUCAUGGCUGUCUUUGGAGGGAUCCCUCUCUUCUACAUGGAGCUCGCCCUGGGACAGUAUCACCGAAACGGGUGCAUCUCCAUAUGGAGGAAGAUCUGUCCCAUCUUCAAAGGCAUCGGCUACGCGAUCUGCAUCAUCGCUUUCUACAUCGCCUCGUACUACAACACCAUCAUGGCCUGGGCCUUGUACUACCUGGUUUCAUCCUUCACGGCGGAGCUGCCCUGGACCAGCUGCAAGAACGCCUGGAACACGGGCAACUGCACCAACUACUUCUCCAACAACACGGUCGCCUGGACCGCCAACUCCACCUCCCCGGCCGAAGAAUUUUAUAUCCGCCACGUUCUCCAAAUACACAGAGCAAGGGGCCUGGAUGACCUGGGAGGGAUUAGCUGGCAGCUCACCCUCUGCUUGCUCUUCAUCUUCACCAUCGUGUACUUCAGCAUCUGGAAAGGGGUCAAAACGUCUGGAAAGGUGGUGUGGGUGACAGCCACGUUUCCUUAUGUCAUACUCUUCAUCCUGCUGAUUCGGGGCGCAACCUUGCCAGGUGCCUGGAGGGGGGUCCUCUACUACCUGAAGCCCGACUGGCAGAAACUUCUGGCUACUGAGGUGUGGGUAGAUGCCGCUGCUCAGAUCUUUUUCUCUCUCGGCCCAGGAUUCGGGGUCCUCCUGGCCUUUGCCAGCUACAACAAGUUCCAUAACAACUGCUACCAGGACGCCCUGGUCACCAGCGCCGUGAACUGCAUGACGAGUUUCGUGUCCGGGUUCGUCAUCUUCACUGUGCUCGGCUACAUGGCGGAGAUGAGGAACGAAGAGGUUUCCGAGGUCGCCAAAGACACGGGGCCCAGCCUCCUCUUCAUCACCUAUGCAGAGGCCAUUGCCAACAUGCCCGCCUCCACCUUCUUUGCCAUCAUAUUCUUCCUGAUGUUGAUCACGCUGGGACUGGACAGCACGUUUGCAGGUCUGGAAGGGGUGAUCACUGCCGUGCUGGACGAAUUCCCCCAUGUGUGGGGCAAGCGCCGGGAGCUGUUUGUCCUGGGCUUCAUUGUGAUCUGCUUCAUGGGCGCUCUGUCAACCCUGACCUUUGGCGGUGCAUACGUGGUGAAACUGUUCGAAGACUACGCCACAGGUCCGGCGGUCCUGGCAGUGGUGUUUCUGGAAUCCAUUUCUGUGGCUUGGUUUUACGGUGUCAAUCAGUUUUGCAGUGAUGUGAAAGAGAUGCUCGGAUUCAGUCCCGGCUGGUACUGGAGAGUCUGCUGGGUUGCCAUCAGCCCGAUUUUCCUUCUGUUCAUUAUUUGCAGCUUCAUGUCCAGCCCGCCAGACCUCCGACUCUUCGACUACAACUACCCGUACUGGACCAUGGUGGUGGGCUACUGCAUCGGCACCUCGUCCUUCAUCUGCGUCCCUGCCUACAUGGUGUACCGGCUGGCAACCACUCCAGGAACAUUGAAAGAGCGUAUUCUGAAAAGCAUCACUCCGGAAAUGGCCACAGAAAUCCCCUUUGGGGACAUCCAUAUGAAUGCCGUCUAAAGAGCCACCGUCCUUUUGGCGAAGGUGGGAGAGGCAGGCAUCGCAAGAAGCCCCUCCUCUCCCAUCGCCCUCUGCUCUUUUCCAAAGCACUGAAUCGCCGCCAGGGGAGUUUUGUGCCGGGGCAGAAGCAUUGACCAAGGCUGGACCCUCCUAGCAUUCCCACACCAGCCGGGCUGGCUUCUUCAGCCCCGGCUCGUUUGCGUCUGCGGUCCUGCACUGGUUCAUUUGGAAACGUGAAGGCGCACAAGUGUGAGCAAGCGGCGGCCUCUCCAUAUGUGGGCAGGGGGCCAUCAGAAUGCAUGCCUGGCUAUUCCAGCCUCUGUCUGGCAACUGUCACCAGUUGGGAUUAUAUUUAGCCCCAUCCCUCUGUGCCACACACACCUGUUAUCUCUCAGUGUGACCCCCUGUAAUGGACCCGCCCAUGUUUGCUUCUAAGGAACGCAGAGUUUUCAACCAAGUUGGAAAAACAACACACACACACACACACCUGGCCGAGCUAGCCAUAGCUACCCCAUGAAUACAGAGUUUGGCAGCCCCGAAUAACACCCACGAGCCCAAAUGAGGGCCGUGAGCAAAAGGUCCAGUGCAAGAGCCAACCUGUCAUGAUGCAGAAACUCUUGCUGCACUGGAAUGCUUGCGAUGGGGCAGCGGGUGGGACAGGACUGCAGGUUUGGCUGUGAAGAACAGCACCAUCCUUGUAUCUAGAAAGUUAGGUUUCGGGGAAGAAGGGCAGACAGAUGACUAAAUCAUCAGGCCCUGUGUCCCGCCCCCCACCGCUUGCAGUCAGAAGUAAUUGUUCAUCAGUACAAGCCUCCAAGAGCAGGGCAACCCUAUACAGGUGGGGCCCAGACAAACAGUGGCUCUGGUGAAGCCAUCAAGUGGCGAUACAUGCUGGCUGCCAGCUCACACACACACCCCUGCCCAUCACAAGGAAUUUCUGCAGAGCUGCCCCCUUGUUCUGCAUCGUCAAACACCCCACCUCAGCUAUUCACCAGGCCCACACGCAAGCUAUCUGCAGACAGCAGUAAAGCCAUAGUCACGUUCUCUUCCUACCUACUUUCUUUUGCAUUCCAUUUAUAAAAAUUCUCUCUCUCAAAUAUAUAUAUACACGGCAUCACACAUCGGCCACAUCCACACAGUGCUUCUUUCAGGUGAAAGGCACUUUCAGGAGUUUCAGAUAUUGGUUGUGUUCCCCCAUCAUCCACAGGCCAGAGUGCCACAGAGCCACACCCUUAGGGGUCAUUCUUGGGGCAUCUUCCACAGGUGUUUUUUCACAAGCUGGUUCUGGAGCAGCUUUAUGCUACGGAAUUAACAGAAAGCCGAGACAGGCUCACUGCGGAGGUAAAAGAAUCCCUGUGACCUCUCCUGCCAGGUCACUGGAGAGGCAACAGUGGAAGGCAGCAGCACGGCCGAAAUGGUCCACUGGAGGACCAUUUAAGUGGUCAGAUCCUACCCCUUUUGGGAAGCUGGCCCAGCAGUGGUGGUGAAGAGGCAUCUCUGUCGGGUGAGGUGUGGUCAGUGGAUCAUCUGGGCUCAAAGGAGCUGCUGCUCGCGGCUAGAGUGCAUUUGCAGAGCAAAGCCAGAGACCAGGCACGCGUGCUCUCAAAAGUCUGAUGAGCACUGCUCACAAAUGUACAACUGGAUGGAGUGUGUGUGUGUUUGUUUUACUCAUGUUGCAAAAUGACAGUCAUCCUGACAGGGCGACACCAAGCCUACCAAAAACAUAAGCCCUAUUAUGUUCCAAACUCCUACAAGUCUACACAGAUACAGGACAACACUUCCGGUCUGUAUCCUGCAUCUGAGGGGCCUGUACCUCACUUUUAAAAUGAACACAGGUAGCCAUUCACACAAAAGCACAUAUGAGUGUGCAGCCACCUGGACACUUGUUCCACAUAAUGUCUGGAUAGGGCUAUAUACCACGCUGAGAUUAGCCUGCGUCGAGAUCCCUUCAACCAGCGCUGUUCUGAGCACCCUGAUCCAUGGAGCUGUGAGUGGGUGGAAGACGACAGUAUUAAAUUAACCCAUGGCAAAUUAGCGUAACUGGCCAAGGAUUUGUUCUGUGCAGGCCACAUGAAAAACAGUGCAGCCUGUACAGGAGGGUAUUCUGAGGACUUACAGAGGCAACUGCGACAAUUCCUGGGACUGUGUUUACCUUUAGGUUGGAGAAACGAAACUGGAGUUUAUUUCACAAAACGGAAGUAUUCUUCUCAAAACAUGUAUAUACUGCGCCUGUAUUAAUUUAUGCUGCUGCUUCAGUUAUCAGUGUCCCAAAGCUGGGUUGUAAGUCAUCAUCAGUAUGUGUCUUGCAAUGCAAACUGUUAUUGUAAUAAAUUUAAGAAUAAAAUGGCAGUUGUAACCCC